AUGACUGAUACGCCAUCUCAGCCGCUACCCCUUGAUCCUCGCGAGCAGCCUAUAUUGGAGUCUCUCACUCAAAUACGGAAUGAAUUGACACUUUUAAAGCAAGAUAGAACGACAUACAUCAAGGCCGCAGAUGUACUCAAUCUGCAGGAUAAAGUAGAUGAACAAGUUCAGCUUCUUAAUGAAAUAAGGGCAGAUAAGCCCCAUGAGCAGAACCGAGUGGAUCGCGUUUUGGAUGGAUGCUUCCAACUACUCUCCUUGUUCUUCAUGACCAUUGGCAAAACCAACGAAGCACCCGCAGCUUAUUCCCUCACGUCUACGAUCAAGCGCCUGCUCGACCAUCUUACCGAAGUUGAUCUAUAUUGCGAAAAAGAUUUAGAACACAUUGCGCAGACCCUUGAGAGGCUCAAGGGCAUUGUGAAGAAUGCUAAGCCGUCUUACUCGCCUCGGCUUCUCACUCUUCUUGGUAACAGAAUUGACAUCUGCCAGCGCUCAUUGAAUAAUUUGAGCACACGACUAGAACGAAUCAGCCCAGAAAUAUCACCUAUUCAUGAAAAGAUCAUAUCGAUAUUGAGAUCAAUAUCAUUAGCAAAUACUAGAAGCAAGUUCUCGACAACGGAGGUGACGAAGCUUCAAGCUCAAAUAAAAGAGAUCGAUUCCCAAAGAGUUGAUGGCAAGUUCGUAACCGUUUCUGGGGAAACACCUUCAGGCAACGACGAUGUUUGUGAUCAUCUAGAAAGAUGUUUAAAGUGGGCGGAAAUUGUCCUCGAAAGAAAGGGGCAAUUUCCGGAAGCUUUCCAUGGGACUUACUCCACCCUGGUCGAGAUUCGAAAUAAACUUGAGAAGCUAUCUUUGACUCAAGCUUGGUCAUUGAGGGAAACAGAUUUGUACGACUUCCAGCGGCAACUAGACAAAAUCGACGAAAAUCGUGUAGAUGGAAAUUUCGUUGAUGCUGAAGGGAAUUUUGCCGAAUUAUACGUUCAGCGGACUCUACUUUAUCUGAUCAGACGUAGCUAUGCAUAUCUUUAUUUCCUCAUGGUGUCCUCCGAGCCCGUUUCCGAGGCACUUCUUCCAGUCUACAACCAACUUCAGACUCUACGCCGAUGUCUCAUUGAAGUUAAGAACUCCGGAGGUUUGAAUUCAAUCGACAACAUGCGUGUAGACGGUAAAUUUAUGGUCGGGCCAGAUAUUCCUGAAGGUCAGGGCAGCGUCACUGAUCUCCUUGCAGAAUGCUUUGAGCUUAGUUAUGAUCUACGUGUUGCCGCGGAGAACGAAAGCGAUGUGUAG
Molecule: messenger RNA, 1284 nt
Organism: Sclerotinia sclerotiorum 1980 UF-70
Lineage: Eukaryota; Fungi; Ascomycota; Leotiomycetes; Helotiales; Sclerotiniaceae
Exons: 6
Coding region: 1-1284 (427 amino acids)
Cellular component (GO): nucleus; cytoplasm
Source: RefSeq, a predicted model, not a curated record